Leguminivora glycinivorella is the source of this 4395-nucleotide messenger RNA. Its product is annotated as ankyrin repeat domain-containing protein 50. The transcript is spliced from 32 exons. NCBI's taxonomy places the organism in Eukaryota, Metazoa, Arthropoda, Insecta, Lepidoptera, Tortricidae. The coding region runs from base 461 to 4060 and encodes 1199 amino acids. Gene Ontology annotation, molecular function: protein binding. The record is from RefSeq and is a predicted model, not a curated record.
AACCGAAUUCAGUAGAAAAUUCGCCGCACAGAAAACAAAAGAGAAAGAUUUACCUGAAUAUCAGAAUGUUCUAGAACGGGAUAAGAAAGAUGAUGAUCCCCCACCUAUACCUUCUUUACCAGUCAGUCCAAGAACUCUAAUAGCGAACGCGUAUUAUGAUAAAUUGUUGUCAGAGCCUGAGAUUCAGCAGGCGUUGCUGCCACACAAUUUGGAGAAAAACCCGGACGAGUGUUUUAAGAAAGCGCUUUUGUUUCCGCUUUUGGAGAUCGAUCCGCCUAAGCAGUGCUUGUUUUUGUUGGUGGAUGCUAUAGAUGAAGGGCUUAAUGGACAACCGCCAGAGCGAGACAGCACGACGGAGUCUCGCACUGUUGCCGCUCUCCUCUCACGCCAUCAGCACCUGUUCCCACAAUGGCUGCUACUCGUAUGCUGCGCCAGACGACAGAGCAAGAGUCUCACUAAGAUGUUCACAGGGUUCAGGAAGAUAACCCUGGACGAACUUCAGCGCGCACACGUGUCGGCCGAUGUUCAGAGAUACGUUCUAUCUAGACUAGAUACGGAGCCAAGACUCAGAGCACGCGUUUCUCACGACGCGACGGCCGCUGCGGCCGCCGCGGCGGCGCUCGACCAUCUACGAAUCAAGAGCGAUGGUUGCCUUCUGUACUUAGAGAAGGUGUUAGACGGAGUGGCAGAUGGGUUCAUAGCGCUCCGCGAAAUCAAGGAGAUACCGGGGACACUCAACGGGUUAUAUCUAUGGCUGGCUCAGCGGUUGUUCCAUGGACGGCGGUUUACUAAGGUCCGUCUAUUACUGGACGUGCUGUUAGCCGCUCGUUGCGGUGUCACUGAGGAAAUGCUGUACAAAUGUCUACUCACCAAGGAGUACAGUGUUACUAGAGAGGACUUCAACAGGCGCCUACAUUUACUUAGAAGGAUACUAGUAAUGGAGCGUUCAACGGGCUACCUCUCAAUCUUCCAUCACUCAUUCGCCGUGUGGCUCUUGGAUGUUAAACACUGCACGCGGCGCUAUCUUUGCUGCCCUGCUGACGGCCACGCUGCCCUCGCCAUGUAUUAUACUCUACUUGCUAAAAGAUUGAGCGCUCUAGAAAUACAUAACUACGUGUUCCAUAUGACAAGUUUGGAACAACAUAUGGCCUCACAGAAAAAAAAGACUAGUGAUCAAGAAGAAGUGAUAGACCUCCACACGCUAGUACUGUUGUGGGUACUAGAUUCGGGCUGCGACGUGGAGUCUGCGUUGCGAAGGGAAAACGAUACUAUGCGACAGCUUGAGACUAUCGACACUCAGAAAACUGAAAGUAAACCCGAAGAUAAAGAAGGGGAUCCGGAUUCUGAAGGCAAAGAUUCUAUUUCCGAUCCCUCGGCCCUGGAAUCCAUAAUGCCCGAGCUGAUAUCUGGCAACACUGACGCUAGAUGGCCUCACGACAGGAGAGUCCUUCGCGCUCUGCUAGAAUUGAGCCGGUCUGAUUCAGCACCGGGAGAGACUACUGAAGAAGUACCAGAUUUGCUCUCCCUGGACGCCCCUCUGGAAGCGGAAGUUCUAGCCCCCGACGUGGAGUCCGAAGAGCCUAUAGUGAUAGAUCCGAAUGCUGUCUUCGAGCUAGCGAGUAGGGGCGAAGAUGAGGCUCUCACAGCUUUGCUGAAGCGUUGUCCGGAGCUAGCACUAGUAACGGACGCGACGGGCGGCACGGCGUUACACGCGGCGGCGCGCGCCGGGCGAGCCUCUACGUGUUGUGUACUGCUCCGCGCUGGCGCCCGGCCCGACGCGCCGGAUGCCGACGCUUGGAGCGCGCUGAGGGCAGCGGCUUGGGCCGGACACACUGAGGUAGUCGAGGUUCUACUCGAGUUUGGGUGCGACGUAGAUUGCGUCGAUGCUGAUAACAGGACGGCGUUGAGAGCGGCCGCCUGGUCGGGCCAUGAAUGCGUCGUGUCGCGUCUACUAGCGGCGGGCGCUGAUCCGGACAAGGCGGAUGCUGAAGGUCGCACUCCGCUAAUCGCUGCCGCUUAUAUGGGACACGCGGAUAUAGUCAGGGCGUUAUUAGACGCUGGAGCGAGCGUCGACCACGCUGACGAGGACGAUACGAGCGGCUUUUGCGCGGCUCUACUCUUAGAGAGAGGGGCGGAUGUGUCCCGCUGCGAUCGUGAUAGAGCCACACCGUUACUUGUAGCUGCUUUUGAGGGACAUACUGAAAUCUGCGAGCUGCUUCUAGAACACGAGGCGGACAUAGAAGCGCACGACGUGCUCGGCCGCACGGCGCUGUGGGCCGCCGCGUCCGCGGGGCACGCGCGCGCCACCAGGCUGCUGCUGUUCUGGGGGGCUUGCGUCGACUCCAUGGACAGGGAGGGGCGGACCGUGCUCACUACGGCCGCUGCGCAAGGCAACGUGGAAGUGGUCCGUCAGCUUCUAGACAGAGGCCUAGACGAACACCACAGAGACAACUCCGGUUGGACGCCGCUGCAUUACGCCGCUUUUGAAGGUCACAUAGAAGUAUGCGAAGCAUUACUAGAAGCGGGCGCGAAAGUUGACGAGGCGGACAACGAUGGCAAGGGGGCCCUAAUGCUGGCCGCGCAGGAAGGCCACACGGGGCUGGUCGAAGUGUUACUCGACGACUGGUCGGCGCCGGUCGACCAGCGCGCGCAUGACGGGAAGACCGCGCUCAGACUGGCGGCCCUAGAAGGCCACUUCGACACAGUACGAGCGUUGUACCAACGCGGAGCCGACGCUGACGCAUUAGACGCCGACCGACGGAGCGCUCUAUACGUCCUAGCUUUAGAUAACCGGCUGGCUAUGGCUAGGUUCCUGUUGACUGAAUGCGGGGCAAGGGCAGACACGACGGACCUGGAGGGAAGAACUCCGCUACACGUGUCAGCGUGGCAAGGGCACGUCGAUAUGGUGAACUUACUUAUAAAAGUUGGUGGCGCUGACGUCGACGGGCGCGACAGGUGUGGUCGGACCGCGCUCCACGCGGCCGCGUGGCGCGGGCGCGGCGCGGUGCUGGCGGCGUUGCUUGCACACGGCGCCGACACCGCCGCCGUUUGCACGCAGGGCGCCACUCCGCUAGGUAUCGCCGCUCAAGAGGGGCACGAAGAAUGCGUACUGUGGUUACUUCAGCACGGCGCUGAUCCGUUGCAAGCUGAUCAUUGCGGGCGUACUCCGGCCACGGUGGCGUGGCGCGCGGGGCACGCGCACAUCAGCCGCCUGCUCGAGCGCGCGGCGCCUGCGCACCAGCCCGAACACAACACCAAAGACUCUCCGGAGUACAAACGGCGCAGCACACACAGCAACUCGACGAAAUCUUCCGCCGGCUCCACGAGGGAUCACGACCCUCCGCCAGAUCUCACACACCAUGAAAAGCCAAAUCGAGCGAAUCUAUCGCUCUCUUUCGCGCAGCAGGUCGCGCGUUGCGGCCGCAGCAGAAGAGAGAAAGAGAGGGAAAACGUGAUACCGGAACAUCAUGCGGUCGAAAAGGACUCUAAACUUAGGAGCUACGCAGCUAACGAACGCGAUGCCGAUCUACGCGGCUACGCGUGCGAGCGAGACAGAAGACGCGACGAACGCCACGGCUACCCGUGCGACAGGGACAACAUGAGUCCGCUCUACGCAUCCCCUCCGCGUAGCCCUAUCAGCGAUAUUUGUAGCCCCACACAACCGACACACGGUUCCCAACCUCCAAGCCUGACCGCUCAGCCCGUGUUGACAGACACACACUUCAACCGAGACACACACAUGCGCAUCAUACUCGGACGAGACACGAAACAACCGCAGGAGAGAGACAGCAGUGGAGCUUCGAAGAGUCGUCAGGCGUACAACAGGCUAGUAGGCAGUCUGGGGCGAGCGAGAGGGCGCAUAUUUAAGAAAACUAAGGGAAAGAGGAACGGAAUCGUCACCAAUCCGGCGAUGCGACUUGUUGCGAACGUCAGGAACGGCCUUGACAGUGCUGCCGCCAAUAUCCGUCGCACUGGGGUGGCGCUAGCAGCCAGCGCCAGUUCUGCCAACCCCGCCGUCAAAACCAACGCCUUCCAGUGGAGGAAAGAGACGCCACUAUAAACUAGAGCGAGACAACAGAGCACCUAUUGUAAUGAUGUGCUAACUUUUCAAAAUUGCGAAAUAUUCAAGAUAGGAAGAAUUCCUCGUCCGAUAGGGAGAUAUGGAAGAAGAAAUCUGCGCCGACCUCAAGUAAUUGAGAUAAGGGCAAGCGAAUGAUGAUGAUGGGGAAUAAUCAUCUUCUGGGCGAGCUCACUCCAUCGUAGAGCACGUCUUUGCCUUUGGCUAGUCUGUGGCCAAGAGUAAGCCCAUUUAUAAUAAUAAAAAAAAAAGUUUUUACACUUUCCUUAUUUUUGUGUGGAGAUUAACGGCUCAGCCACGACAUUGGUGUAAGCGCG